This is a messenger RNA of Aspergillus welwitschiae, 756 nucleotides long. RefSeq lists its product as uncharacterized. NCBI's taxonomy places the organism in Eukaryota, Fungi, Ascomycota, Eurotiomycetes, Eurotiales, Aspergillaceae. The coding region runs from base 1 to 756 and encodes 251 amino acids. The transcript has 3 exons. The record is from RefSeq and is a predicted model, not a curated record.
AUGUAUUUCUUAUACGGGGCAACGCACGAAAACUUCGUCUGGGAAGCCCGCAUGGAGCAGGGAGUUAUCGACGUGUUCAGCGAGCUGUGGGAGACCGAUGAGCUUAUCGUUGCAUUUGAUGGCUUCAAUGUCUCGUUUCCGAACAGGACUGAUAUCAACUGGUCGCCAUGGCCACACUGCGACCAGAGCCCAAAGCGUAAGGGGAUGCAGGCGGUUCAGGGUCUUCUCAACUUCGCUACCAAUGGACCAGAUGAUGGUGGAUUGAUCCUGAUGAAAGGUUCCGCGAACCUUUUCGACGAGUUUUUCGCUUCGCAGCAUCAGGCCGCUGACCAUGAAGAUGCCCCGCCGCCAGAACUCGAAUGGGAAGACCUGUUUUUAUUCAAGGAAGAACAUGUACGAUGGUUCACAGACCGCGGCUGUGAGCUGACUAAAAUCUCUUUGGAUCCAGGUGACAUGGUCCUUUGGGAUUCGCGAACUAUGCACUAUGCGUGUCUUCCAAAGGGAAACAAUAUCAGACAUGCCCAAUACAUCUGCAUGACUCCAAAAAGCUUUGCCACGUCAGAUGCCUUGGAUCUACGAAAGAGGUGUUUCGAAGAAUAUCGUGGCACCACCCAUUGGCCUCACCGAAACAUCCACAUCACUUCAAUGAAACCAAUGCGGGGCGAAGUAGCCUGCCCGAAAGACCGUGACGAACCGUUUGAGAAACCAGUUAUCACAGAUCGAAUGCUAAGAUUGGUUGGUGUUAAAGACUAUUGA